AUGCCUCCGUCUCUGAGAGAACAGUCCUCCUCCUUUGCCCGACCAUCCACACGCGACCGCCCGGCCACCCGCGACCAGGGUGAAAACUCGCUAGUCGUUCCUAGUCGCACCUCCUCGCUUCAUUCCCGCAUCACCCAGCCGAUCCCGUCACAGAUGAACGCGAAACCGGCCCAGCGAACGCCAAAAACCUUGACCCAUGCUUACAUGGUCUGUGGCGUGGGCCGCGAACCCUCCCAAUGGGUGAGGGCGCCCGCACCCGAGCAGGGAAAAAUUGGCCAUAUGAAAGGUGCCGUGGGUCAGUUUUGGUUGCCGGAGAUCCUGGGUAGCAGCCCCCGGUUGGAACAGGAUAAUGAGAUUGCUAAGUCUUUGCACUCGGCAAUGAGGGCAUGUUUCCCCCACGACGUUGAGAUCUGCACAAGCAAGACCCAGCCUCAUUGCGUACACCAUGCUUUCGUUCUGCAGCAAGACUCCUCCCACACCCUCUACGGUAUCGCUCUGCGGGUGUGGUCAAGGGCCGAUGAAAAGCGCGCAGAGACCAUUCGCGAGCUGCGCAAAAAGACCGAGCCGGACUUCUACGAUAACCCCGAGGAGACCUACUGGAUCCCGUAUUGCUUAAGCUUUUUGUCGAGAUACCCGCUGUACGACCUGUUGGGUGAUUACCUACGAGGCAUGUGGAUUCACUGGAACAAGGCCACAAACUUGUUCCACGCCGAGGAGGUGUCCCGAAUCCUCAGCUUCCCCGCGCCCCGCCUUAACGACCUAGUUCGCAUUGAUAUGAAGGAUUAUGCCUUGUGCUACCAAUUUCCGUCAUCCCCUACGGGGUUCCAGAACUUUGCCAUGUGGCCCCUGUUCAAUUGUUUGUCGAUUCCGAACAUCGUUGGGGUUAUUGAGGCUGCUGUGUCACCCACUCGUCGCAUAAUUUUCGUCAGCCAUUACUCCGCCAUGCUGACUAUUGCUGCUGAGACUAUUCGGUACUGCGUUCGAGUCUAUGAAUGGAGUGGGCUGUAUGUCCCAGUGGUCCACGCCCGUCACAUCAAAGACCUGGUUCAGGAGCCUGGGCCUUACAUUCUUGGUGUUACGGCGGAGUGCCGGACAUUGUUUAACGCACCAAACGACGCUCUGGUUGUGGACCUUGACCGGAACUUCGUGCUCACUUCCAGCCCACCAAACGUUCUGACGCCAGGACAACGUACCAAAUUUAUCAACCGCUUGACACAAGCUUUGAACGGCGAUGUCUCCCCAUCAGGUGUGCCGAACCACCUCCGGUCGGCAUACGCUGGUGGUAAGCUCAUCCCCGCUGGUCAGAUCAUUGUGAUGAGGGGAGAGGUUGAGAGCAUCCAGGAUCCCCAAUGGUGGAACCAGGAUGCUGUGAUGGGCGUCAUGGACCAUGUAUGUGAGAAGCUGGGUCGUAACACUGGCGUUAAGGCCAUUUUCGGCGGCUCUGUCAAGAAGCCUCUGAUGACCAAGGUGUCCACCCGUCAUCUCAACGAGAUUGUGCGCGAGCGAAACCAAUACUCCCGCGAUGCUAUGGAGGCUUGGCAGGAUUUCAUUAACCUGAAGGGUCGCAUGGACACUGAGCUGAGCAAGGUUACUAAGCGCAACAACUUCUUGGUUGAGGAGUUGGAGACCUGGAAGCAGCAGUUCCUCAAAUUCCAGGCCUUCGCAGAGCAGCUCACCAAGGAGACCUCCGAACUCAAGGUCAAGAUUGAGAAUCAUAAGCGUGAGAAUCGUCGCCUCACUGGCCUCAUUGACCAGCAGAAGGAUGAUGUGGCCCGCCUUACUCUUCGUUUGUCUGGCACUGAGAAGCAGCGCGACGACGCUCUUGAAGCGUUGGUUCUUCAACAGGAGAUUGCAGAGGAACUGGAGCGCGAGCGCAAGCGGAACCAGCAGGAGCUGUCAUCCCUGCAACACAGUAAUAAAUCUCUGGCUCGGCAGCGUGAUGAGGCUCAACGGGUGGUUUUGCAUCUCCGUAGCCUCAUCAACGGUCAAACUCACCAUAUGGAGCACAUCAUUCGCUCCAUCGGUAGCGAGGUCGAUAUCUCUGAGUUGGCAGAACAAGAGGCGGCCGAGGAAAGCAAAGAAUUCAAGGAAAGCAAGGCAGCCGAACCGACACUGGCACCGACACCCAAGCCUCGGAGACAAUCGAGCACUCCUCGUCUAGACGAUAACCGUGCGUCCAGGGUCAUGAAGGACAUGAGCCCCGAACUGGAGCAGCAUCUCCUAAACAUCGGUAAUGGGCACAACCGCUCUCUCGCUCGUCUAAGCAUAACUGAUGUUGCAGAUCGCUACCUGCGGGACAAGACCGACGCGAUCUCCGACAUCAUCCGCAGCAUCAGCGAACAGUGCGCUGCUGCCGUGGAGGGCCUGCAUUUGGCCCAGGAUGCGGAGGAUGAUGACUCAGACGAGUCCAGCAAGACACUGAAUGGAAACAGACUGGCCCCUGAGGAUCAGUCCUCAAUUCGCGAGGGCAGCGAAAUGGGCGACGUGGAUAACUCCCUUCACGCCCACCGGGCCUCCAGUGUUCCUCCCACACCAGACUUGGUACAUAACCGGUCGAGUACCUCAAUGUCCAUGGUGAGCUAUUCAACCUUUCCGGAAAGGUCGAGCCAACAGUAUGGACCAGGUGAGGUGCCCACCAGGAUAGUUGAGGAUGAUGAUGAGCACAGCCAUGAGACCGAUGGUCUUGAUGACCAGACCGAGACCGGAACUCUGUCUAAGCAGACCAGCGAGGAUCUCAUGCGGUCGAGCACUUCCCGGCUGGUCGCUUAA
This is a messenger RNA of Aspergillus oryzae RIB40, 2769 nucleotides long. Its product is annotated as DENN (AEX-3) domain protein. The transcript is spliced from 2 exons. Gene Ontology annotation, biological process: regulation of Rab protein signal transduction. The record is from RefSeq and is a predicted model, not a curated record. The coding region runs from base 1 to 2769 and encodes 922 amino acids. Lineage: Eukaryota; Fungi; Ascomycota; Eurotiomycetes; Eurotiales; Aspergillaceae. Gene Ontology annotation, cellular component: cytoplasmic vesicle.